Molecule: messenger RNA, 1650 nt
Organism: Drosophila innubila
Lineage: Eukaryota; Metazoa; Arthropoda; Insecta; Diptera; Drosophilidae
Product: IDLSRF-like peptide
Exons: 5
Coding region: 739-1368 (209 amino acids)
Molecular function (GO): protein binding
Source: RefSeq, a predicted model, not a curated record
CAGUCGAGUUUGAAACUUACACUCAAGCGGAGUUGUAAAUAGUUGUUCGAGUUGUUAGCUCGUACUCAAACUGUAGAAAAAUGUAAAAAGUCGACUAAAACAAAUAUUCGUUUGCCUGCAAGUUCUUUUCGAUUUUAAGUUUAAGCGAAAACGAAACCGAAAUACAAUACCAUACAUUUACAACAGAAAAAGUUAAACGGUUUAUAGCUUGCUUUAUAGUAGAAACACAACUAAAAAUAAACGCGUAGAAGUAAACACUUAUAUCGAAACAACGUAACGAAAAGUUAAGUUAAGAAUCAAGCUAAUUUCUGGUGCGUAUAACUCCAUUAGAAGGCGAUUUGCGUAGAAUAGUGAAUAUAAGUAGAACUGCGGAACGGAAUACUGCAGCAGAAGUGCCAACAAUAAUUCAAUCAGACCCCGUCGUCGAACGAGGGGUGGAAAAAUAGCGAAACAACACUCCAAGUGGCAAGCGAAAGUGACGGUCGUGGCACGAAGUAACACCCGUCCCCCCAUCUGUUAAGUUGUCCUGGGGCGGUUCAAAACGCAAACUAACUAGAAAAGUUUGUCAAAUACUCGAAUAAACGGCAAACGUGCGCGUGAUAAAGUUUUUCCUCUAGUUUUUCAGUUUUGUACUUUUUUGACUCAGUCAUAGAUACAGGCAGAAACAGUUACAGAUUCUGAUUCAGUUAAAGCAACUACAGAUACAUAUACACAAAGUCCAUUCGCGAGUGUCUAAGGAUGUCAUCCUCGAUGCCAUCGACCAUGGACCAGCAACGACGUUUGAUUUGGCCAACACUUAUCAUAUCGCUGUUGUUGCUCCAAAAAACAGCGAGUGCCAUCGAUUUGAGCCGCUUGUAUGGCCAUAAGGCAGAUCCGACAGAGAAGCGCAAUGAACCCUGUCAUGCGUACGAGCCAUUCAAGUGCCCCGUCGAUGGUAAUUGCAUUUCCAUACAAUAUUUAUGCGAUGGUGCGCCCGAUUGCUCCGAUGGCUACGAUGAGGAUAUGCGUCUUUGCACAGCGGCCAAGCGACCGCCUGUGGAGGAAACGGCAUCCUUUUUGCAAAGCUUAAUCGCUUCACAUGGACCCAAUUAUCUGGAGAAACUAUUUGGCAGCAAGGCACGUGAUGCCCUUGCCCCGAUGGGGGGUGUGGAGCCGGUGGCAAUCGCUUUGAGUGAAUCGCAAACGAUUGAGGACUUCUGCGCCGUUUUGCAUCUAAUGAAAUCCGACUUGGAGCAUUUGCGUUCUGUUUUUAUGGCUGUGGAAAAUGGAGAUUUGGGCAUGUUGAAAUCGCUUGGCAUUAAGGAUUCUGAAUUGGGUGAUGUCAAGUUCUUCUUGGAGAAAUUAGUCAACACUGGUUUCCUUGACUGAGUAGCGCCUGAUCCGGCUUCUGGAUUUUAUUAUUCACACGCACAACCCAUUAAUCCAAGUUUUUAUUCAUAUUUCGGAGCACCCUAUGAUAGUUAUAACAAUUAAUAAGGUGUUCCGUUACACACACAAAUACACUAAAAUACACAUACAAUAUACAAUAUUUUCUCAAGACUCUCCCAAUUUUCCUAUGCUAUCACAAUAUAUUCUUCAGUUUUAUGCUUUUACUAUAUUAAAAUAUGCUUCUUUUCUUUGAGUUUAACCACUUUUUAUAAAAAAAAUACC